CAUGGCAGUCGAAAUUGGCUCGCGACCGCGCGUACAUAAUGCCGAUAAGGCGCGCUCUGUCGGUUGACGCUUGAAAUCGUUUUGAGAUGGGGCUGUUGUUUGUGGUGCUGAUGGCGGUGGGGUUGGGCGGUGGUGGGUGCAGUAAAUACAAGCCUGCAGCUAUACAAUCUAAUAAUAAAUUAGUGCAUAGAAGCAUUGAUAACACUGAACCGGUGCUAGUUUUCUCGAUUUUCCGACACGGCGACAGGACACCGGACCAAGAGGAACUGGAUAAAUAUCCCGCUGAAGAUAAAAGCGACAAACUUUUCUUUCCAUUUGGAAAGAAAGCGCUAACCAAUAAAGGUAAACAGCGUGGCUUCAAGGUCGGGGAGUACCUUAGAGAGAGAUACGACGAGUUCAUCUCUCAAUUGUACCUUCCGGAUGAGAUCAAGGUUCGAACCACGGACUAUGAUCGUACAAAGAUGACCGCAUUGACGGCAAUGUCGGCGUUGUACCCUCCCCUGCCGCCGCAGCGGUGGAACCCAGCACUCAACUGGCAACCUGUACCGUACGACACGCUCGAAUAUCAACACGACGACCUUCUGUACUGGUACAAUUGUCCUCGUUACACAAAACUGAGGAACAGCGUGUACGAAUUACCCGAGGUUAAGAAGUGGAUAGAGCCUUAUGAGAGUUUUUAUUCAUACUUGAGCGAUAAAACCGGCACAAAUAUUACAACUCCCGAAGACGUUUUCUUCUUAGACAACCUAUUUCAAACAUUAGAAAAUGUUGGAGUUAAACCACCGAAAUGGGCGCAGGAGGUGAUGCCGAAAAUAAAAGAAAUGACGAAAAUUGAGUACGCCAUAGAAUACUACGACGAUGACUUGAUACGACUAGCUUCAGGUGUACUUUUAGGAGACAUCAUAAAUGCUUCUAAAUUAGCAGUUGCCGGUGACUUGGAUCAGCCAAAAAUGCGCUUGGUAUCGGCACACGAAAACAACGUGGCUGGCUUGAUGGCAGCUGCCAGGGUGUUCCAACCACACCAACCUAAGUACGGGUCUACGUUCUCAUUGGAGUUAAGGAGGAGAAAUGAUACUGGACAAUAUGGAUUUUCGGCGGUGUAUGCUGCAAUAGCUGGCGGUCCAGAUGUAAUUCUGCCAGUCGACGGCUGCGGGGACUCAUUAUUCUGUGAUUACGACACAUUCCUACAUCUCACUAAGAACGUGGUCAUUACAAGGGAGAGAUUCGAGGAGGAAUGUUUCAAAUAAUUUUAAGACAAACUGUUCUUCGAAUUCUGAAACCAAGUACAAACCGGUUUAUUGAUAAAAAAACUGGUAAAACGACACAUUGAAAAAAAAAUCUAAUUAAGAUACCCACCGAGUUAAUUUGCGAAAAUCCAGUAAAAAAAACUUAGCAUAACGAUUAACCGAAAUUUACAUAAAUGCUUGUAAUCGUGUGAAAUAAAGGAUAAUAAAGUGGCUGUGAUUUAUUCAA
Papilio polytes (common Mormon) is the source of this 1473-nucleotide messenger RNA. RefSeq names its product venom acid phosphatase Acph-1-like. The coding region runs from base 87 to 1247 and encodes 386 amino acids. NCBI's taxonomy places the organism in Eukaryota, Metazoa, Arthropoda, Insecta, Lepidoptera, Papilionidae. Gene Ontology annotation, molecular function: phosphatase activity. The transcript is spliced from 7 exons. The record is from RefSeq and is a predicted model, not a curated record. Gene Ontology annotation, biological process: dephosphorylation.